Haemonchus placei is the source of this 984-nucleotide messenger RNA. The record is from the annotation of a GenBank genome assembly. Lineage: Eukaryota; Metazoa; Nematoda; Chromadorea; Rhabditida; Trichostrongylidae.
AUGCCAAUGUCGACUUUGGGAAAGGAGUUCGGCAGAGCUGUACUUCUCGGAUUUCCAGGUCGCUCGGGAGACAUCAUGCGUCAUCUGGAUUGGGAAAACAUGAAAGUGAAAAAUGACAGGCGCUGUUUACGAGAUCUCUGCUCAGAAGACUUCCUGCGUUUACCUGCAUUUACCACCGAAUAUCGAACAGCUGAUGACGAUGGUGUUGACGAGGAAGACGAAGUGUUUGUCAAAUUGUGCGAAGACAAUGGUAGUAAUGUUAUCGAAUUGGACGAUGACAUGGAGUGCGGAAAAGGGGAGCUCACUCACUCAAGGCUCAAGAUGUCGGAGUUGGAGUUGUAUGGCUCGUACUUCACCGAAUACAUGAACGGCGCAGAGGCGAGAUGUCCAGAGACUUUCGUUCCUUAUAGUGAACUUAUACAACAGGACGUGGUCGUGCAUGAAAUAGCCAGGGCUCGUGCCAGCGCUCAGUUCCCUCCCAGAGUAGUGUACGAUUUGGACUUAUUGGCGAUGGAAAUUAAUGAAAAAACAAGCAAACAACCCUCCCAACAUCUCUCCUGUACUGAUCGAACAAGAGUUGGCCACAUUGACCCGAAUGUCGAUCAUCUACUUUUCGAGAGUCGCUUCGAGUGCGGGAAUCUUCGCAAAGCGACGCAGGUAGGUCCGAAUCACUACGAACUGAUUCUAUCUCCUGAUAUUAACCAGCGGAAGGAGCAUUACCAGUGGUUUUAUUUCGAAGUUUCCAACAUUUUGAAUGAUGUUACAUACAGCUUUGAAAUUAUAAAUUGUCUGAAGGCGACUUCGAUGUACAGUAAAGGCAUGCAGCCUGUAAUGUAUUCUGUACGAGAUGCACUCAAUGGUCGAGGUGCAUGGGUUCGUGCUGGUGAUUCCGUAUGUUAUUAUCGAAACUUGUAUGCACUCGACGAAGAUGGCGAGAUGGAGGAAAGCAAGUCCAAAAAACGGUCAGUUUUUUUUUUCGUGUGA